CACGUUUUUACCCCGUCAAUUCAUCCCUCCGUUCGUGCAGAGUGUGUAUAGUAUAUAGAUGAGAUCUCAGAGUUUCUUCCAUUAGAGAGAGCAUCGACAUCUCAAGCACUUCCCCCCGCGACUCAGAAUGGCUCAGCCUGCGGUGAAGAAGGACGACGAUCGCGAUGAAGAAAUGGAUUACUCCCCAUUUCUGGGGAUUGAUAAGGGUGGAGUCCUACAGGAAGCCAGAGUGUUCAAUGAUCCUCAGUUGGAUGCAAGAAGAUGCUCGCAGGUCAUUACAAAGCUUCUGUAUCUUCUGAACCAAGGCGAAACAUUCACAAAGGUUGAAGCUACAGAAGUGUUUUUUUCUGUGACAAAGCUCUUUCAAUCAAAAGAUAUUGCUCUCCGGAGAAUGGUUUAUUUGAUUAUUAAGGAGCUUUCUCCAUCGGCUGAUGAGGUUAUCAUAGUCACAAGCUCACUGAUGAAGGACAUGAACAGUAGAACUGAUAUGUAUCGGGCAAAUGCCAUCCGUGUCCUUUGUCGAAUCACGGAUGGAACCCUUCUCACUCAAAUAGAGAGAUACUUGAAGCAAGCCAUCGUUGACAAAAAUCCUGUGGUUGCCAGUGCUGCCCUUGUUAGUGGAAUUCAUUUGCUUCAGACAAAUCCAGAAAUUGUGAAAAGAUGGAGCAAUGAGGUACAAGAAGCAAUUCAAUCAAGGGCUGCACUUGUCCAGUUUCACGCGCUUGCUUUGCUCCACCAGAUAAGGCAAAAUGACCGCCUAGCUGUUAACAAACUAGUUAGUAGCUUGACAAGAGGGACUGUUCGCUCACCAUUGGCUCAAUGUCUUUUGAUUCGCUACGCUAGCCAGGUCAUAAGGGAAUCUGGAGUUAACCAAACAGGGGACCGACCAUUUUAUGACUACUUAGAGGGGUGUCUCCGCCACAAAUCUGAGAUGGUUAUUUUAGAAGCUGCCAGAGCAAUUACAGAGUUGAGUGGCGUCACAAGUCGUGAAUUAACUCCAGCAAUUACUGUUCUACAGCUCUUCUUAAGCUCUUCGAAGCCAGUUCUUCGAUUUGCUGCUGUUCGCACUUUGAAUAAGGUGGCAAUGACACACCCAAUGGCCGUGACAAACUGUAACAUUGACAUGGAGAGCUUGAUCUCUGAUCAAAACAGAAGCAUCGCAACUCUUGCAAUCACAACUCUCCUCAAAACUGGCAAUGAAUCUAGCAUUGAUCGUUUGAUGAAGCAAAUUACUAAUUUCAUGUCUGACAUAGCUGAUGAGUUUAAAAUUGUUGUGGUGGAAGCCAUCAGGUCAUUGUGUUUGAAGUUCCCCCUCAAGUACAGAUCUCUGAUGAAUUUCUUGAGCAACAUUUUGAGGGAAGAAGGUGGAUUUGAGUACAAGAAAGCUAUAGUUGAUUCAAUUGUGAUCCUCAUAAGAGAUAUUCCUGAUGCCAAAGAAAGUGGGCUCCUUCACUUAUGUGAAUUCAUUGAGGAUUGUGAAUUUACUUAUCUUUCCACUCAGAUACUACACUUUCUUGGAAAUGAAGGACCAAAAACUUCCGAUCCUAGUAAAUACAUUAGAUACAUUUAUAAUCGGGUCAUACUUGAAAAUGCAACAGUUCGGGCCUGUGCUGUCAGUACUUUAGCAAAGUUUGGAGCUAUAAUUGACUCAUUGAAGCCUCGCAUCUUUGUUCUGUUGAAGCGGUGUCUAUUUGAUAAUGAUGAUGAGGUUCGUGAUAGGGCAACUCUCUACUUGAAUACCCUAGGAGGUGAUGGUGCAGUUGUUGAAACUGAUGAAGAGGUGAAGAAGUUCUUAUUUGGGCCACUUGAUGUCCCCAUCGAAAAUUUAGGAACAAGUUUGAAGAACUAUGUUCCCUCCGAAGAGCCAUUUGAUAUCAACUGUGUUCCCAAGGAGGUUAAAUCUCAACCCAUUGCAGAGAAGAAAUCACAGAGCAAAAAGGCCACUGGUUUAGCUGCUCCUCCUGCCGGUCCCACAUCAACUAUUGAUGUAUAUGAAAAAUUACUUUCAUCCAUACCAGAGUUUUCAAGCUACGGGAAGCUUUUUAAGUCAUCUGCACCUGUGGAACUUACAGAAGCUGAGACGGAAUAUUCAGUCAAUGCAGUGAAACACAUAUUUGACAGCCACAUUGUAUUUCAGUACAAUUGCAUUAACACAAUUCCUGAGCAGUUGUUGGAGAAUGUCACUGUUAUCGUUGAUGCUUCUGAAGCUGAGGAGUUUUCGGAAGUAGCUGCUAAACCCCUCAGGUCCCUUCCAUAUGAUACACCAGGACAGACAUUUGUAGCAUUUGAGAAACCUGAAGGAGUGCCUGUAUUAGGGAAAUUCUCAAACACAUUGAGGUUCAUUGUUAAAGAGGUCGACCCAACUACUGGUGAAGCUGAGGAUGAUGGGGUGGAAGAUGAAUACCAACUAGAGGACCUUGAGGUGGUUGCUGCGGACUAUAUGCUUAAAGUUGGGGUCUCCAAUUUUAGGAAUGCAUGGGAAAGUUUGAGCCCAGAUAGUGAGCUUGUGGAUGAAUACGGUCUUGGUCGUAGAGAAAGCUUGGCUGAGGCUGUUAAUGCUGUCAUUAAUCUCCUUGGUAUGCAACCUUGCGAGGGAACGGAAGUGGUGCCAAACAAUUCAAGGUCGCACUCUUGCUUACUGUCUGGCGUCUACAUAGGCAACGUGAAGGUGCUCGUUCGGUUGGCAUUCGGAAUCGACGCACAGAAAGAGGUUGCCAUGAAAGUGGCCGUUAGAUCUGAUGAUGCAUCUGUCAGCUCCGCAAUCCAUGAAAUUAUUGCAAGCGGUUGAUCUUUCGAGCUACAAUGUGAAGAAGGUUAAAAUGGGCUUCGCCUGCGACACCCUUAUUAAUAUUCUGUGUACUCUUGCUCCCCCCCCCCUCCCUCUUUUGAAGAAAGAAAUGGAUGAUUUUUUCCCCCUUUUGUCUGAAAGAUUUUGGAUGUAGAGAUGUCUGAGUGCGUUAUUAAAUUAUACACAUUUGUAUCUCAAAGUGGCUGACAUUUGCGUAAUUUGGGCACUUAUUAUUCUAUGUUGUAAUUUGAGAACAGAAUACGAUGAUAAUAAUUAGUACCAAAAAAAGAUAUACGGAGUUC
Molecule: messenger RNA, 3090 nt
Organism: Cuscuta campestris
Lineage: Eukaryota; Viridiplantae; Streptophyta; Magnoliopsida; Solanales; Convolvulaceae
Source: the annotation of a GenBank genome assembly